Molecule: messenger RNA, 1005 nt
Organism: Brenthis ino (lesser marbled fritillary)
Lineage: Eukaryota; Metazoa; Arthropoda; Insecta; Lepidoptera; Nymphalidae
Source: the annotation of a GenBank genome assembly
AUGUUCAUAAAAAGUGGGUGUAUUAUUUUUGUAGUAGUGUUAGUUUUGAGCGAGUGUCAGAAGGAGCCGUCUCUACCAGUGUCGUCGGACUCUUUUUGGCCGUUCAUACGUACAUUUCUAGUUUCUGUACCAAAGGGACGAUCAAUCAGUUUGAGUGACACGAGGAUUGCUUAUUACAAGAACAGUACAAAAAGCAAACAAUCAUAUCGACUGGAAAAUAUUGAUGCAUUGCUAAAAGAUAAGAGCUUUGACUUGAAGAAACCUACAGUGCUCUACAUUCAUGGUUACUCGGAAAUCGUAACCGACGAAAGUGUGGAGUCAGUGGUACUCGCGUAUCUAAAGCACGGUGGCUACAACAUACUGGUGUUGGACUGGUCAAAUCUUGCAUUUGGGAAUUAUUUCGUCAUUAUUCUCGAUAUCAAGCCGAUAGGUGAGGUUACUGGUACGGCUUUAGCCAAAUUAUUAAAAGGUGGUCUUGACGUCCGUGGCCUACAUAUCGUUGGUCACUCUUUAGGUGGUCAAAUCGCGGCAACCACUGCGAGAUAUUUAGCGUCUAAAGGAUAUUCUGUACCUCGCGUAACAGGUCUAGAUCCAGCCUACCCAGGCUUCUACCCACCACUGGUAACAGAACCCAUCAACCCGUCGGACGCACAGUUCGUGGACGUCAUCCACACGAACGGCGGACAGUUCGGCACGCCCACCAGCACCGGCCACGCGGACUUCUGGCCCAAUGAGGGCACUCAGCAACCCGGCUGCCCGUCCUUCUAUUUACCAUUGACUGUUGAAAAUUUGUGCAGUCACUGGCGAUCGUGGCAUUUCUGGGCAGAGUCGGUCGCCGGCGGAAACUUCGUUGCUAAGAAGUGUGGCAGUUAUGACGAUUUCCAAAGAGGAAAUUGUACUAUAUCUGUUAAAAUGGGACUUCAGGCUACUCCAGAUUUGCGGGGCAAUUUCUUUCUGCGGACUGCUACUGAACCACCAUACGCGUUGGGAGACAGGGGUGCUUUA